Molecule: messenger RNA, 1352 nt
Organism: Panicum virgatum (switchgrass)
Lineage: Eukaryota; Viridiplantae; Streptophyta; Magnoliopsida; Poales; Poaceae
Product: GDSL esterase/lipase At1g71691-like
Exons: 5
Coding region: 161-1246 (361 amino acids)
Molecular function (GO): hydrolase activity, acting on ester bonds
Source: RefSeq, a predicted model, not a curated record
AUCGCCGCCAUUAUUACCUUCCUCAGCUUCCACAUUCACCUUCUGCAAGACUGCACCGGCCGAGCCAGUAGCAGCUACCUAGUCUUUGGUCAGUACCCUCUCCUGCGCCGAGUGCUUGCUUUGCUUUCACUGCAGCAGCUUCAGGCUUCAGAGCGCAACCAUGGCCGGCGGCCACGGCCUGCGGCUGCUGCUCCUCCUCGCCGUGCUCGCGGCUGCGUCGCCGGGCGGCGGAGGAGAGGCGGAGAGGGCGCCGCCGGCGCUGUUCGUGUUCGGGGACUCGCUCAUCGACAGCGGCAACAACAACAACCUCGCCUCGCUCGCCAAGGCCAACUACUUCCCCUACGGCAUCGACUUCGCCGCCGGGCCCACCGGCCGCUUCUGCAACGGAUACACCAUCGUCGACGAGCUCGCUGAGCUGCUUGGGCUGCCCCUGGUGCCGCCCUACUCGCAAGCAUCGUCCGUGGAGCAAGUCCUGCAGGGCGCCAACUACGCCUCCGCCGCCGCCGGGAUCCUCGACGACAGCGGCGGCAACUUCGCCGGGCGGAUCCCGUUCAACCAGCAGAUCCAGAACUUUGAGACGACGGUGGCGCAGAUCGCCGCCGCGGCCGGCGCGGCGGCGGCGGCGGAGAGGCUCGCGAGGUCCAUCGUGUUCGUGGGGAUGGGGAGCAAUGACUACCUCAACAACUACCUGGCGCCCAACUACGACACCAGGCGGCGCUACGACCCGCGGCAGUUCGCCGACCUCCUCGCCGGCCAGUUCGCCUCCCAGCUCACCAGGCUGUACAAGGCCGGAGCCAGGAAGUUGGUGGUGGCCGGCGUGGGGUCGAUAGGGUGCAUCCCGACCGUGCUGGCGCAGAGCGCGGCGGGGCGGUGCUCGCCGGAGGUGGACGCCCUCGUGCUGCCGUUCAAUGCCAACGUGAGGGCGAUGCUCGACGGCCUCAACGCCGACCUCCCCGGCGCCCGGUUCACGUACCUCGACAACUUCAGGAUCUUCAAAGCCAUCCUCGCCAACCCGGCCGCCUUCGGGUUGAGCGUAGUGGACAGGGGCUGCUGCGGCAUCGGGAGGAACGGCGGGCAGAUGACGUGCCUGCCCUUCAUGCCGCCGUGCGCCGAGCGGGAGCGCUACGUGUUCUGGGACGCGUACCACCCGACGGCGGCGGUGAACGUCAUCAUCGCCAGGGAGGCGUUCCACGGCGGCGCCGACGUGGUGGCGCCCAUCAACGUUGGCCAGCUUGCCAUGCUCUGAUGAUGACCAAGAUGCAUGCAUGAUGACAACUUGAUGAUGAUUCCGCGCUCCUUGUUUGUACAACUACUAGUGAGUAAACCAAUAAAAUCCGGAGACCGCCUCAAUG